UUUAAAAGCAUUUUAGGAGGCUUAUAUUUUUGAAAACAUUAUGUUUUUCUUUCUUUUGGUUAGUCUAAGACUUUCUGAAUUUUUGGUGAAUUUUUAAAUUUUUGGUGAAUUCCGUAUCAUUGUACCCAGCCUUGUGCCGGUUCAGUCUUAACCCAACCGGCCCUGAAACACCCGAACCAACUUCCAUAGACUCGGCCCUCCUGUUUCGUUCUUGCCGUCUCCAACGGAAUCACAUUUGAUCCUGAAGGAAACCGCUAUGGCCGCCUCUUCCCUAAUCCGGCCAACACUUGGUCGGCGACUCCCCGUCUCCACCUCCACCGCCGCCUCCACCACCUCCUCCCUGAUCACGCGGCGAUGCCUCCACGAGGGCCCGGACACGGUGGAGGAGCUGCUGGAGCGGCACCUGGUGAAGAAGAGCCCCCGAGACGAUGAAGAGGACGAGCUCGCCACCCGGCGGCGCUUGACGAGCACGCGAAGGGAGGCGCUGGGGCUCUACCGCGACAUCCUCCGGGCGACGCGCUUCUUCACUUGGCCCGACGCCCGUGGUAUCCCGUGGCGGGACAUCCUCCGGGAGAACGCCCGCCGCGAGUUCGAGGAGGCCCGCUUCGAGCGCGACCCGGAGGUCGUCACCCGCCUACUCAUUGGCGGCCGCGACGCCGUCCAGAAGGCUCUUGAUAAGCUCGUCGAGGCCAGCAAGAAGGCGAUGGCCGAGGCCGAGGACCAGAGAAGAGGGGGGAGAUAGGAGAGAGAAAAAAAAGAAAAGAGCCGCUUUUUUGAUUGGUACAAUGCAUUGAUCAACAAGGAAGAAGAAAGGAAGAAAAGGACGAUGUGGUCUCUGGAAAUUAUUGUUUUACUUUAUUCUUGACGUGUUGACCGCUGUCACAGUUUUAAUCCUAGAUACAUGGACAGUUAUAUUUAUGACACAGUUUCGGCACACACUUGCUUUUGCAGUCCUGUUCACUUUAUACAAUUCGAAGCAGCCGCCCCUUGAAAAGUUCAGUUGGUACUUCGAAUAAUUUACAUCACAUUGCAGAUUCAGAGUACAUAAAUUUGACCCAGAAAGAGCUGAAGCAAAUUCCUUCAACUGGUCUCCCUGCCCCGGAAGCAAAUUAGUUCUGCUCUUUAGGGUUCUCUGUCAACAAAAUUGUAGACAUUCAAGUUGGGCAUGCUUUAAUGUUCUCAAGUUCCUAGAGCUUCCAAAUGAAUUGAGCUCACAAUGCUCCAAUUCUCCAA
This is a messenger RNA of Elaeis guineensis (African oil palm), 1233 nucleotides long. RefSeq lists its product as uncharacterized. The record is from RefSeq and is a predicted model, not a curated record. NCBI's taxonomy places the organism in Eukaryota, Viridiplantae, Streptophyta, Magnoliopsida, Arecales, Arecaceae. Gene Ontology annotation, biological process: mitochondrial respiratory chain complex III assembly.